This is a messenger RNA of Gadus macrocephalus (Pacific cod), 2740 nucleotides long. RefSeq names its product complement component 7a (gene c7a). Gene Ontology annotation, cellular component: membrane attack complex. The coding region runs from base 52 to 2595 and encodes 847 amino acids. NCBI's taxonomy places the organism in Eukaryota, Metazoa, Chordata, Actinopteri, Gadiformes, Gadidae. The record is from RefSeq and is a predicted model, not a curated record. The transcript has 18 exons. Gene Ontology annotation, biological process: immune response. Gene Ontology annotation, molecular function: protein binding.
ACCCGUAGGAGGAGCCAUGGGACUAUACUGCCUUAUUUGAAACAAGGCGGAAUGUGUUCAGAAUCACUCAUCAUGUUCACCAUGAAGACUUUAGGAAUCAGUUUGGCCGGUAGGGUGUGGCUGAUUCUCUUGUACUUCGCAUCCACAGGACUUUGUCUACAGAGGAUCCAUUGCAGGUGGGGUAGUUUUGGAGAAUGGUCUGCAUGUGAUCCAUGUACCAAAUUGCAGUCGAGGAGCCGUACCAUGGUAGUAUAUGCUCAGUUUGACGGGAAUCUCUGUGGUGGGGAGCCCAACGAGAAAAGGGCAUGUGAGACCACGCAACACUGCCCCCUGGGGGAUGGAUGCAGAAACAGGUUCCGAUGCCUAUCAGGAAAGUGUAUCAGUUUGUCCCUUGUGUGUAACGGCGACCAGGACUGCGAGGGAGACAGCUUGGACGAAGGUACAUGUGAAGUCAGACAGAUCAGUUGUCAAUCUGCACAUCAAACGCCGCCAAACAUUCAGAACCUUGGCGUUGGGUUUGAUAUUGUGACCGGCAAGGAGAGGGGGAUUGUGAUGAACACGCAGAGCUUCGGCGCUCAGUGUCGUCAUAUCGAAGGUCUGACAACCAACGUAGUCUACAGAGUACCCCUGAGCACCCUGAGCUACAACUAUGCGGUUAAGGUUGAGAAAGACUUGAGCGAGGAGUUGUUCGCUAGCCAUUGGGAAUAUUCCAAGAAAAAUGUCUACAGACAGACCGUGACCGGCACCACCACCGGAUCCACCUUCAAAGACUCCUCUGAAAAACAGUCCCGAGACAAGAAAACUACACUGCUAGUCUUAAAGAGUAACAUAGAGGUGGCUAGGUUCCAAAACCAAGCCCCGCAGUACAUCCCUAUAUCCGAGGCCUUCUGGAAGGCUCUGAGUGGCUUGCCGGCGGUCUACGACUAUACAGCGUACCGUGCGAUCGUGGAACGGUUUGGAACACACUACCGCUCCGAGGGAAGCCUCGGCGGCUACCUCAAAGCCUUCAUGUACGUCAGCAAAGACAGAUUUACCGCAAGUGCCAGCAAAUCAUAUAAAUAUAAGGAAUGCGACAAACCCAAAGAGUUUAUUUUGUUCGUCCCCUUCAGCAGAGAAACAUGCACAGAUGACGAGGAUCAAACAUCGAGUCGAAGCGAUGGCAAGAAUGACAUUCCAUUAUUAUUGAAAAUUGAAGUCGAGGGAGGCCUGCACAUCACAAGGAUGUACAACCUCUCUGAACCGGCCAAGAACUUGAUAGCCUACUCCGACUGGGCAGACUCUGUGAUAUCCUUUCCCGUGGUCAUAAAGCAAAAGCUUCGGCCAAUGUUCGAGCUGGUGAAGGAAGUGCCAUGUGCUGGGGUGAAGAAGCUCCACCUGCGCAUGGCCAUAGAGCAGUAUGAUGCAGAGACACACCCCUGCCACUGCCAGCCCUGCUGGAACAACGGCCUGCCGGUCCGGGAAGGCUCUAAGUGUACAUGCGUCUGCAAGCCGGGGACCUCGGGCUUUGGCUGUCAAACUGGCAGCGAAUUGGAGGGCCAGCAGGGAGUGAUCCACGGCAGUUGGUCCUGUUGGUCUCAGUGGACCUCAUGUUCUGGGAAUCGAAGGUCACGGUCCAGGGUGUGCUCCAACCCCAGUCCGCUGAACGGUGGUCUUCAAUGUAUCGGUGAGGCUUCUGAGAGGUCUGAGUGUGUGGACCAAGAUCUAGAGUAUUUCAGGACCCAGGAGCCAGAGUGCUUUGACUUUUCAAUGCCACCAAAACAGAAGUGUGGCCCACCACCUGUUUUAAUAAAUGGCUUUGUUUUGGAUCCUAAGGAUGUGUACCUUGUGGGAAAGAAACUGGAGUACAGAUGCAUUACCGGAUACCAUUUGGUGGGUAACGCUAUCAUAGAAUGUAUGGAGGAUCAGACAUGGUCCCAGCGUCCAGGCACGUGUGAAGCCUCAAAUUGCGUGGCUGCAGUCCUCACUGAGGGUGUCAUGGCCUCUCCAUUGAAAGGACUCUACCGCAUUGGGGAGAAGGUGACCCUGUCCUGCCCACCAGGCAAGCAGAUACUGGGGGAGACGGAGAUGAUCUGUGACCCCAGUCUGCUCUUCUCACCCAGCCCAGAAAGCGUCCGCUGUAUCGAGGGGACCAUUGUGACAGCUAGAGCCGCUACUGCACAAUGUCAACCAUGGGAGAAGUCUUCCAGAGGCAAAUGUGUCUGCCGGUUCCCCUAUGAGUGCAUGCCUUCCCUAGAAGUGUGUGCCGCCCUUACUCAGAGAGGGCCUGUUCUGCUGAGCGUAUGCAAACUGCACGCCUUGCAGUGUCUCGGCAAGAACCACACUCUGAUCGAGAACAGUUUCUGCGAGUGGCCGGUGAGGGAUACCGCAGACGCUUGUGGCAGCUGUGGCAUUUGGGAGGCCUGUAAUGAUCAGACCAACACGUGCCGCUGCAAGGAGGCAUCAGAGUGCUUGGGUCACGAGGUCAGUGUGUGUGCGCUCGUCGGAGACGAUGACAGCACACCUGCUGCCACUAUGAGCGAGUGUGAGGCGGGCCGUCGGAGGUGUACCGGGGAGAAAGUAACGGUCCUCAGCCUGCAGCCCUGUGGCCCCAUGUGAAGCUGUCUGGUUCUCAUUUGUGUUAUUCCAUUACUUCUAUUUCACAUAUGUGUUCCUCGACACACACACACACAAUUGAUGAUGCAUGCCAAUGUAUGAGGAUCGAUGCUAACAACAAGGAUUAAUAAAGAAAAACUGCCAUGCU